AUGAGUUUGGCCGGAUCGACUAUCCAGGCAUAUCGCCAGUAAGUUUUUUUUGUUCUUCAAAAAAUACUGAAAGUGAUUCCGUUUUCGGAGUCAUUCUGCUCGUUUUUCAAAAUUAAAAAUGAUCAUAACGAACAUUUUUUGACGUGAACUCUAAAUUUAAAAACGUGAAAUUUUUGAAAAACAUUUUCAAAAAAAAAGUACGCAAACAUCAUUGGCGUGUGUGCACAGUUCAUUACCGUAUACCCGGGUUUUUCAUUUUUUCAUUUUUCUGCACUUUUUCAGCUGCGCAGCUGUGUUCGAAUUUCACACCUGUGUUACGCAGAUGCGCAGCUGCAGAAUAACACGUGUUGCACGUGCGCGAGUUUCAUAGUAUUAAAGGGCCUCAUUGAGUUCCAUUUUUACGCUCCAGACCUAAAUUCUCUAUUCAUUCUGCACUUUUUCAGCUGCGCAGCUGUGUUCGAAUUUCACACCUGUGUUACGCAGAUGUGCUGUAGAUAACACGUGCGCAAGUUUCGUAGUAUAAAAGGACCCCACUAAAUUUCAUUUCACGCUUCAGACCUAAAUUAUCUAUUCAAUCGUAAUACGGUCGAAUAUUCAACUUAAGUAAAGUAAUUUUCUAAUUAUGAUGAUGCUACACUUAAUCGCAAGCAGUGGUAUUUUCAAUCGCGUGAACCUUUUCACCGGUACUCGCAGGUUAGAUUUUUUUCGAAAACAUUUCGAGGCUGCCUAUGUUUAAUAUUAUAAAUUCCAUUGUUCUGCCCUCCAGAAUAUCGAAUUUCGCGCAUUUCACAAUAUUAUUCUUUCAAAAAAAAACGAGGAGAAAGAAAAAGUUGUCUUUUGUUGUCUGCGUCUCAAUACAACUGGACAUCUGUCUCAAUCAAUAAAUGCCAGCCAUCUCCCUUUUCUCUCAUUUUCCAAUAAUAUUUUUCUGGUAAUUGCGCACACCUCGUCUCUCCUUUUUAUACCACAACAUUUAUACAGCUUUUUAGUUGAUUUUACUAUCCUUACAAAUCGUAAUUUGUACUUAUUGAAAAUUUUUUAUUUUCAGACGGAAGAUCGAAUCUUUGGCGAAAAUGUCGAACAUGUCGCAAGACGAUGUGACGACUGGACUUCGUACUGUUCAACAAGGAUUGGAAGCGCUCAAAGAAGAACAUUCGAGCAUUUCCAACACUUUGGGAACUAGUAUCAAAGGUUAUAUUCAUUUUUAUACUUCGAAAUAUUCGUCAUCUGUGAAAUUUAGGUGUGAAAGAUGACGAAGCUCCAUUGCCAAAAGAGAAAUUAUCACAAAUCAAUGAUAAUUUGGAAAAACUGUUUGCUGGAAUCGACGAGACAACUCUCAUGUUGUCGGUGUUCGAAUUGAAUCAAUCACUCGAAGCGCAACAUCAAAAAUAUCAAGCUCAACGUCGUCGACUUUGCCAAGAAAAUGCGUGGCUUCGUGAUGAAUUGAGCUCCACACAAACACGACUUCAACAAUCUGAACAAACUGUUGCUCAACUUGAAGAAGAGAACAAACAUCUCAAGUAUAUGGCUUCGAUUAAGCCAUUUGAUGAUGGACAAGUGAGUUACUUAUUAUUAAUUUUUAAAAGUAUAUUUAUAACAACAUGUUUUUAGACGAACGAAACUAAGGUUUCUGCUGAUGCUGGACCACAACCAGUUAGCAGUGAAACACUUCAAGAACUUGGAUUUGGUCCAGAAGACGAAGAAGAUUUGAAUUCUACUCAAUUCACUAGUCAACCAACACCAGCUCAUUCAAUGGCUGCUUCAGCAAAUGUUGGUUAUGAAAUUCCUGCAAGACUUCGAACAUUGCACAAUUUGGUUAGUAAAUUACCAACACAACGCUGUUACUAAUAAUCAUACGUCGCAUACUCACGUUUCCAAUCGGCCAGUGCACAUUUUUUCAGAAAAUUUCAGACAAACGGGAUACCCCCUCUCUUUCCUUUUUCAUUUUUAGCUAUGAAGACUUGAAAUUCUACAUUUUUGAUUAACAUUUCAGCGAUUUCGAGUCCAAUUUUCACUUAUUAAAAUUCUAAUUUUUCAAAAAUAAAAAAAUACGUUUAAUCCAAUAUUAUUUCAAUCAUAAACUCUUUCUUUAUGGAUGAUUCAAAACCAAAGUUUCAGAUUGAAAUUGGAAAAUGUUCAAAAUUUGGAUGAAAGUUCUUGAAAAUUUCAAGUAAUCCCAAUGAUUGAUAAAUAACAAAGCUGAGAGAAUUUUUCAAUUUUUUCUCAAGUGAAAACCCCUCCACGGGUUCAUUACCACAGUCACGCGAAGUACUAUGCUAAUAAUAUUUCAUUUUUAGGUUAUUCAAUAUGCAUCGCAAGGUCGUUAUGAAGUUGCUGUUCCAUUGUGCAAACAAGCGCUAGAAGAUCUUGAAAAAACAAGUGGACACGAUCAUCCAGAUGUUGCUACAAUGCUCAAUAUUCUUGCACUUGUUUAUCGUGAUCAAAACAAGUAUAAAGAAGCAGCAAAUCUUUUGAAUGAAGCUUUGACAAUUCGCGAGAAAUGUCUUGGAGAAAGUCAUCCUGCAGUUGCAGCAACUUUGAACAAUUUGGCAGUUUUAUUCGGAAAACGUGGAAAAUUCAAGGAUGCUGAACCAUUGUGCAAAAGAGCUCUUGAAAUUCGUGAAAAAGUUUUGGGAGAAGAUCAUCCGGAUGUUGCGAAACAACUCAAUAAUUUGGCUCUUCUCUGUCAAAAUCAAGGAAAAUACGAAGAAGUUGAAAAAUAUUAUAAACGAGCAUUGGAAAUCUACGAAAGUAAACUUGGUCCAGAUGAUCCGAAUGUUGCGAAAACAAAAAAUAAUUUGUCUUCGGCUUAUUUGAAACAAGGAAAAUACAAGGAAGCUGAAGAAUUAUACAAACAAAUUUUGACGAGAGCACAUGAAAGAGAAUUCGGACAAAUCAGCGGAGAUAACAAACCAAUUUGGCAAAUUGCCGAGGAAAGAGAAGAAAAUAAACACAAAGGUGAAACAAAUACAACAAGUGCUGAACAAGCUGGAUGGGCAAAAGCUGCCAAAGUUGACAGGUAAAAUUUGAUCUAUCCGAGAUGUAAAUAAUAUAACAUUUUUCAGCCCAACUGUUACAACAACACUAAAAAAUCUUGGUGCACUUUAUCGCCGACAAGGAAAAUAUGAAGCCGCUGAAACAUUGGAAGACGUUGCUCUUCGAGCCAAAAAACAGGUAAGAUAUUUUUGAAACAAAAAUCUAGGAAAUUUUGGGUGUCUCUGAAGACUAUCGAAAAUGCUCAACGCGAACGUUUAUCGCAAUUACUGGCAAAAGUGCAGCCAGCAGGUGCCGCAGCUUGUGCUUUGCCGCCGACUGAUUGUGGUGUGAUAACUCGCGCAGGAAGAUCAAGCAAUGUUCACCAUCAUCCCAUCAUCAAACUCAAAAGUGACCAAAAUGUUUAGGUGCGCGCUUUUUUAUGAGAUUAGUUGCGCACUAGUUUUCUUAUUUUUUUUCGUGAUUGUGAUGGUGAAUAUUGCAUGGUUUCUCUAGUUAAUUAGAAGAAUUUAUCGAUUUUUAUCCUAUUUUGGUUUCAUUUGCAGCAUGAACCAAUUCGAAGUGGAGCAAUUGGUGGAGUUGAUGAAAUGUCUCAAUCAAUGAUUGGAUCAAGAAUGACAACAAGUACUUCACAAUCUGGUCUCAAGAAUAAGCUUAUGUCUGCGCUUGGAUUAAAUCGCGUGGAAUGA
This is a messenger RNA of Caenorhabditis angaria, 3683 nucleotides long. Lineage: Eukaryota; Metazoa; Nematoda; Chromadorea; Rhabditida; Rhabditidae. The record is from the annotation of a GenBank genome assembly.